Molecule: messenger RNA, 3567 nt
Organism: Mercenaria mercenaria
Lineage: Eukaryota; Metazoa; Mollusca; Bivalvia; Venerida; Veneridae
Exons: 2
Coding region: 404-2125 (573 amino acids)
Biological process (GO): positive regulation of DNA-templated transcription
Cellular component (GO): chromatin; nucleoplasm
Molecular function (GO): ubiquitin-protein transferase activity; zinc ion binding
Source: RefSeq, a predicted model, not a curated record
AAAAAGGCAAAUAUCUGGCAGAAAAUAAUUCUUGAAAUCGUGUUAGCCUGAAUCGAAAUAAUAUAUCUGAAAAAGUGAUUUUCUCUUGAAUAAAAUCAUUGUUAUUGUGAUUUGAAUUAAGUGCAUUGUCAGCGUAAGUAUAAAAUGUAGUAUAAAGUAUAAAGUAUUUGUGAAGUUACUAGCGUGAUCAAAUGUGUCGGUAAGAUCUAACAUGUAUAUUGAUAAACUACUGACACGGGAUUAUCAAUGUUUACAAAUGUCAUGUCGGAGGAAAUUAAUACUAAAGAACAGGAAGAAAAAACUUGAACCACCGUGUCCUUUCUAAAUGCAGUAAAACAGUUAAUAAUGUAGAUUUGAAUGUAUAUUGAUACGUAGAUAUUGUUCUCAACACAUAAUUACAAGGAUGGAUACUGGAACAAUUGAAAAGGGUACAGUGGAAUUAGUUUGCACCGGUUCAGACGAACACCAUGAGUUUCUCUGUUCACCAUGUUCAUUGGAGCAUAGAAACGUUUCAGCCUCGAGGUAUUGCAAGGAUUGUAGCAACUAUUUGUGUGACGCAUGUUUCAAUCAACAUAAAAGAUUUGCAGCGAUGACAUUGCAUGAAGUAGUAGACAUCAACGAUGAAGCCGGUACUCUACCAGCUGGCGAAGAAGUACCAGCGUUGCCGACUUUGAAAUGCACGAUUCAUCAUGGUAAAUUACUGGAGAUGUAUUGUAAAGAACAUAAUGACGUCUGUUGUAUCAUCUGUAUGACAGUAAAACACGGUUCAUGCAAGGGCAUGACUUACUUACCAACAGCUGCACAAGAUAUUGACGUCAAUACAAAAGUUGUUGAUGUUCGGGCAAGACUGAAUGAUCUAAAAUCGAAACUGAUUCUUCAAAAGAAAGAAAAGAAAAUAGUCAGAGACAAAUUGAUGUUACAGAUAAAUUCAGGAAAGGAAAUCAUACAAGAUGAAAAACAGAUGGUUCAAGAACAUUUUGAAAACAUAGAGACGCAGUUGCUACAAGAAAUGAAUGAAACUACAGGAAAAUUUAUUAGAAAAACCGAGGCACACAGUGAAGAUAUUGAGUAUGCUAUUCAAACACUGGAGAGAAGUGAGAAGUCGUUGACCGUUGGAAGAAACAACUUGUCGAAUCUAUUCAUUAACUUGAUACAGAUACAACAUCAUCUGAAAGAUGCAGGUGAUCUACAUCAGCGGGCAAUGACGGACAUGCCAACUGUGGAUCAGCUCUACUUCAAACCAAACAAGAAUCUUAAAAAGCAGCUGGAGGGUAUUGAUUCCCUCGGGAAAAUGGUUUAUGUAAACACAGAGAAGCUGAGGUCUGAUACAGGUUUCAUCUCUUUACAUAGACAAGUUGAUGUCACCUCUGAAAAUGAACAAUUUGUCUGUGACAUUUCCGGCGCUUGUAUCAUAACCACUGGACAUAUACUGCUGGUUGAUUGUAAAAAUCGCUCGAUUAAAAAGCUAAACGAAUCAUAUGAAUUGUCGAGUAUUUUACAUGUCUCUGCGAUACCUUGGAGUAUAUGCACUGUAAAUUCCACAACAGUCGCCGUUUCAAUGUGGAAUGAGCAGAAAGUUCAGUUGAUCUGGGUACAAGAUGAAAUGAAAGUGUGCUCUUCCUUCAUGGUCAGCAACCGGUGCAGUGGUAUAUAUCACAAGGACGAAAAGUUGUACGUGUGCGUUGGUGGUAUGAAGAAAAACGAGGAAGGAUUCGUUGAAAUAUAUACACUGUCAGGAAUUAAAGUUAACACCAUUACCUGCAGUCUCAGAAGCCCGAGAUCCGUUGUCGUUUUAGAUCAUAUUGUUUUCGUUGCCGAUGAAGAGAAUGGAUUGGUUGAAAUAGAGAACGAAGAUAAUGCAAUCGUCCAUGGGCUAAAAGAUCUAACAAAGGCACACAGUUUAUGUGUGGGCUCAGACGGGAAAAUAUUCAUUUGUGGAAUGGACUCAAACAACGUAUUUAUUUUCUCACUAGAAGAUAAAGUAUUCAGGUCUGUUUUGUCAGAAAAAGACGGUAUCGUAGAGCCACAACUGAUGUGUUUUCAUCAAGAGAAAUCAAGAAUUUUGGUCGGUGUUCAAAACUGUAACUUUUUGAAAGCUUACAGUAUAAAUAAUGGUUACGAGUAAGUUGUAACCAACUUUGCUGAUUCAGUUUUCCCUCAGAUCAAAUAAAACGCUGUGAGCCUUAAGUAAUUUAUUUAUAAAAGUACUUUGAACAAUAACUACUUUGAACAAUAACAAAUUUCACUGAUGUAAUUUGUGUUUCAGAUUUAAGUUUUGCAGCAGUGAUGACUCGGAGAAUGCGACUGAAUCAGUAGGGGAAAGCUAUUCAUUUUAAAUUUCUAGUCGCUUUCUAUUUGGAAGCAGUCUAUAUAUCUUUUACUACUUUAGAAGUUUCCAUAUAUCGUUUCAAAAACAGUUUUAUAUUUAAAAUUCUUGUAAAACAAUCAGCUUUCAUAGACUUUAUCAAAUCGAGCCUGCUGAAAGUUUACUUGGUUGAGUUUCAGUAUGCUUCUGAUGAAGGACCUUGUACAUUUGAUUUGUUUUUAGUGUAUGUUGCUCAAAAACACUUUUUACUAUUUUACAUUUUACUACUUUUGUAUGAGAGAUGAUCUAUAAAUAUCCGCAAAAUGCUCUCAUUUCUGUACAUUUCUGUGCUCUCAUUUUUUGUCGAAAAAGAAAAACACACAAAAAAAAAACUCUUGUAGAUAAAGGAACGUUUAGAUGAUAAGUUUUUAUAGAUUUUUUCUUUGGAGAGACAGUAAUAAAAUGCAAGUCCCAUACCAAACGCCAUAUGUGACGUAAUCUGGACCAAAUUUGUCUCCUUUCCUAUUAUUUCAUUGACUAGAAUAUUUCUUUCAACUUUUUCAUUUUCCAGUUUUUAGUGGUUAUAUACAUUUCUAGUGUGUUUAGCUAUACGAUGUACAUAAUAAGUAUGUUCUAUUUUAGACCUAAUGCAGAGUACUGUUAAUACAAAUCAACAUGUUAAUUUACGUUUACAUAAACUCCGUGUAUUAAUUUUUCAUAAUUCAUGACAAAUAUUAAGUUGUUAGCAGAUAUAUAUGUUUCUUUAGCGUUUAGUUACUACGCCGAUUGCAUAAUAAACUUGUAUAAUUGUUCAAGGAAUUGCCGUUCCACCCGCAUCAUUUAAAAACAAAAAACAGCAACAAAAAACUUAAUUAGAAUUCCAUGCAUAUCCUUUUGUUUUAUGGAAAAAAAAUUAUAUGAUACUUAUUUCGGAAUUUCCUUUUCACUUUUUACAACUUGACAAAGAAUGAUGUUUGAAUUCUUAAGUUAUAUUUAAUCAUCGUUAUUAUUACCGGUACUAUUAUGAGUAUGAUUGUUAUUGUUGUUGAUGACGAAGAUGAUGCUGUUGUUAUUUUUAUCAUUAUUAACAUUGCCAUUAUUAUUAUUAUUAUUAUUGUUAUUAUUAUUUUUAGCAAUGUUGCAUGUUAAAUACCACCAAUUGUUCUCCUAUAUACUUCCAUUAUAACAUUAUGGUGUAAUUCUGAAUGUAACCUUCUAAACUGUCAUAGUUCCAUUAAACUACUGGAUGAAGAAAAUGUGAA